AUGUCGCGUUUUGUGUCAGCUGGUACUGAUGCCGACUCCAGGCCUCAGCUGACAGAUGAUGCUUGGGCGCAAGCUCGCCAGGAGGUUGAAGCUAAACAACAAAUCAAGUCUGCCAACCAAAACAGAGAAAGUGGAAAGAGUCUCUACGAAGUCUUGGAACAGAAUAAAGCCGCCAAGCAAGAAGCCUUUGAGGAAGCCGCCCGUCUGAAGAAUCAAUUCCGGGCACUUGACGAUGAUGAAGUAGACUUUCUCGACUCGGUACUCGAGUCUACCAGAGCCAGAGAAAAUGCAGUCAAGGAAGAAACCGCUGAACAGCUGGAUGCGUUUCGCAAACAACGCCUGCAGGCUGAACAGUCACUGAUUGACGCAGACGCCCAGCAUAACGAGAACUCGGGCAAUGCGGCCAGUUCUGAUGCCUGGGUGAUCAAGAAGAAGAAGCGACGUAGAGAUCAGGAUCGAACUACGAGUGCUGAGUCGACGACUGUGACCACGAAACUGAGAAAGCUUUCUUCGACAGCAGCAGAUGACAAAGGCGACCCCGUUGAUUCAGACACUUCACCUAUCACGAAAACACCAGUACCAGUGGAACCAGUACCUCAAAAGACCGGCACCACCGACACCCAGAUCUUGUCACCAGGAAUAACUUCGACUUUACAGCAACAACGACAGACUGCUGUACCUGUCGCUGCGUCUGCCGGACUUGGUCUUGGUGGCUACAGUUCCGAUGAGGAUGACUGA
Exophiala bonariae is the source of this 738-nucleotide messenger RNA. RefSeq lists its product as uncharacterized. The transcript is spliced from 2 exons. The record is from RefSeq and is a predicted model, not a curated record. Gene Ontology annotation, cellular component: nucleus. Lineage: Eukaryota; Fungi; Ascomycota; Eurotiomycetes; Chaetothyriales; Herpotrichiellaceae. Bases 1 to 738 code for a protein of 245 amino acids.